This is a messenger RNA of Leptopilina boulardi, 592 nucleotides long. RefSeq lists its product as uncharacterized. The coding region runs from base 24 to 554 and encodes 176 amino acids. The record is from RefSeq and is a predicted model, not a curated record. NCBI's taxonomy places the organism in Eukaryota, Metazoa, Arthropoda, Insecta, Hymenoptera, Figitidae. The transcript is spliced from 4 exons.
GGCAUGUUUGUGAUUUGUAUACUAUGAUUGCUUAUAAUAAACAUUUUCAGGUUUCCAGAAUGGAGAAAGAGAAUCGAGAGCAGUUGGACGCUACUCCCAGUACCUCGGGAGCCACGAAUGUGAGAAGAGGUGCACGUUUAAAGAAAGACAAACAAUUUUAUUCCCCAGAAUUAAUUGGGCCGAAAAAUCCUAAAGAGCCUAUGAAAGUGGUAAAAAAGAAAGCUGGACAGUCAGACAAAUUGUCUGCUGCGCAAAAAAAGAAUAAUGAAUUGAAAGGGGACCUCUUUUUUCUUAACAAAUAUAGCGAAGCGGAAGCUGCUUGUUCUCAGCAAUCUGUGCAAGAAACAGCACCGCCAACGAUUUCAGACGAAUUAGCACAAAAUAUGUUGGAAAAAAUGUCCUCUUUGGAGAAUCGUCUUAUUGCUUUAGAGGAAAAAGUUGAUCAGUCUUCAAACAAAAUUAUUGAGGCAUUUCUCUCAAAUAACAGUAAACAAGAAACUCACACGGUAAUUUUUCUAUUUAAAUAUUGUAAAGAUAUUUCAUUUCACAAUUAAAAAAAAACUAUGAAAAUUCGAAAUACUUGAAUAGUAUU